This is a messenger RNA of Lasiodiplodia theobromae, 2418 nucleotides long. Its product is annotated as Cysteinyl-tRNA synthetase. The transcript has a single exon. The record is from RefSeq and is a predicted model, not a curated record. Gene Ontology annotation, cellular component: cytoplasm. Lineage: Eukaryota; Fungi; Ascomycota; Dothideomycetes; Botryosphaeriales; Botryosphaeriaceae. Gene Ontology annotation, molecular function: ATP binding; cysteine-tRNA ligase activity. Bases 1 to 2418 code for a protein of 805 amino acids. Gene Ontology annotation, biological process: cysteinyl-tRNA aminoacylation.
AUGGCCGCCCGCACCCAGCCUCCGUGGCAGCCGCCGCAAGCCCGCUCUGAUCUCCCGCCGCUCCACGUCUACAACUCCCUGACCCGCUCCAAGGUCCCCUUCGUGCCCAUUGACGGCAACAAGGUCUCCUGGUACGCCUGCGGUCCCACCGUCUACGACGACGCCCACCUGGGUCAUGCCCGCAACUAUGUCUCGACCGACAUCAUCCGCCGCAUCAUGCGCGAUUACUUCAAAUUCGACGUGCGCUUCGUUAUGAACAUUACCGAUGUCGACGACAAGAUCAUCCUACGCGGAAGACAGCAGUUCUUGCUCGCCAAAUUUGUUGAAAAUCACCCGGAGCUGGAUGAAGAGACACUGGCUACGGCAAAGAAGGCGUUCGACGCCUACCUGAAGAAGAACCUUUCCCUGCUUCCUGCCGACUUGAAGCCUGAGCAAUAUGGCGAAGAGUCGAAGAAGGCAUACGGUCAUGUUUUGGCGGGCAAGGCGGUCGAAGGUGACGGCCCACCCGGUGACAAAGAGGCGAAGGUGAAGAUGCACUUGAAGACGGCGUCGGCCGCUGCGGAAGCCUUGAUUCUGGCGGAUGCGAAGAAGAUUAGCGUGACGGAUUUCUACACCAAAACCGAGGAUGCUCUGCUCCCCUACCUCGACACCCUGUACGGCUCCACAAUAGACGCGAACGACCACAGCAUUUUUACCAGAUUAACCAAGAAAUUCGAGGACCGCUUCAUGGAGGAUGUGCGCGCGUUGAACUGCUUGGAUCCCGAUGUGGUGACUCGUGUCACCGAAUAUAGCCAACAGAUUGUCGACUUUGUGGACAAGGUUGUCAAGAACGGCUUCGGCUAUGCCACGAGCGACGGGUCUGUAUACUUUGAUAUUCAGGCCUUUGAGAAGGACGGCAACCCUUACGCGCGCCUAGAGCCGUGGAACAGGAAUGACAAGGACCUGCAGGCCGACGGAGAGGGUGCCCUGACUAAGAAGAGCACGGAGAAGCGCUCUGAUGCCGAUUUCGCCCUGUGGAAGUCAUCAAAGCCCGGUGAGCCGGCAUGGCCGAGUCCCUGGGGCCAGGGAAGGCCAGGUUGGCAUAUUGAGUGCUCUGCCAUGGCUUCUGAUGUCCUAGGCCAGAAGAUGGACAUCCACUCCGGAGGUAUUGACCUUGCUUUCCCUCACCAUGACAACGAGUUGGCCCAGAGUGAAGCCUUCUGGGCCGAGUGCAAGCACGACCACCAGAGCCACCAGUGGGUCAACUAUUUCCUGCACAUGGGACACCUGUCCAUUGCUGGCUCAAAGAUGUCUAAAUCCCUCAAAAACUUCACCACCAUCAGGGAAGCACUCAGUCGUGGUGACUGGACUCCUCGUGGCCUGCGCAUCGUUUUCCUGUUGGGUGGUUGGAAGGAGCCUGUCGAGAUCACCGAGGGUCUCGUCAAGGAGGGCGCUGCUUGGGAAGACAAGGUGGACAACUUCUUCUUCAAGGUCAAGGAUCUCGAGAGGCACCCUUCGCCCAAGAACGCGGCGUCGGCAGAAGAAGACUCUGCUCUCCAAACCGCCUUCAGUGCUGCGCAAACAGAUCUCGAUAAGGCACUUUGCGAUUCUUUUGAUACCCCAGCUGCCAUGCAGGUCGUUUCCCGUCUGAUCACGGAUUACAACUCGGCUGCUACGAAGGCCUCGCUAUCAGACGAGACCGUCCUGACGAUUGGCCGUUGGGUCACCAAGGUUGUGACCAUCUUGGGCCUCGACGGUAAGGCCGACCUCAGCGAUGCCAACCGCAUCGGCUGGUCCGGCAUCGAUAUUCCGGCGCCCGCUCAGCCCUUCGUGUACCCCGUCUCAGCGCUCCGCGAUGCCGUCCGUGACGCCGCCAAGUCCGGCUCGAUGGACACCAACGCCAUCAAGGAGCUCGCAUCUAAGGAUGCAGCCGCCACGGAACAGCCCGCCGACGCCCUGCCGUACGCCGAGGUCUACACGCAGUUCCAAGAGGACGUCAAGACGCUGGCGGACAAGCAGGCGCCCGCCAAAGACUUCCUGGCCCUGUGCGACAAGCUCCGCGACGUGAACCUCUGGGACCUGGGCAUCUACCUCGAGGACCGCGACGCGCAGCAGCUGCCCGCCCUCGUGCGCCCGCUCUCGGCCGACCUUAUCGCGGCGCGCCAGCAGAAGGAGGCGCAGGCUGCCGCGAAGCAGGCUGCCAAGGAGAAGCGCGAGAAGGAGGAGGCGGAGCGCAAGGCCGCCCUCGCCGAGAAGGCCAAGCUGAGCCACCUCGAGAUGUUCCGCACCGCUGAGUACACCGCGUGGGAUGACGAGGGCCUGCCGAUUAAGGAUGCGAAGGGCGAGGAGCUGCCGAAGAGUAGGACGAAGAAGCUCAAGAAGGAGUGGGAGAGGCAGAAGAAGUUGCAUGAGGAGUGGUUGGCGGAGCAGAAGAAAUAG